Messenger RNA from Zootoca vivipara (common lizard), 7963 nucleotides. NCBI's taxonomy places the organism in Eukaryota, Metazoa, Chordata, Lepidosauria, Squamata, Lacertidae. The record is from RefSeq and is a predicted model, not a curated record.
ACAGGGAAGCCAAUUUUAUAGCCUUUCCCCAAGCAGUUAUGUUGCUACAAAAAACUGGGUGCGAGUGGGACUAUAUUGGGUCUAUGAUUUGUUCUGCUUGCAUCAUGCAGGCGUCUUGAGCUUGUAUUGAGCUAAGGGAAUGCAUCUGUGUACUGUAUAAUGUAACAGCGUGCUCUGUUUAGGGCCUGUUUUUUAUAUAUUUUUCAUAGGCUGAUAUUAAACUCUAUUGUAUGACAAAUUCAGCAGUCUUGAUAGAAGUGGGUAGGUUUGCCCUGGGAGCUAGAUAGUUCCCAGAUUAUAUAGAUCUCCUGAAUUCGAAAGGUUGCUGCUUUUCUGCUUCCCAUUGGGUCACAGAAGACCAGAAGUAUGUGAUUUCUGAUCUGAUAAGAGAGUGAAAUAAUUGCUGAUGUGCUGCUGACUUAUUCAUAAUAUUGUGGCAGAAUAUAUUUGGCUCAUGGGGCCAAGAUCCUUGGGAAAACCAGGUUCGGCUCUGUUUCAAGUAGGGAACCGGAAGAUUCUGCUUGGGAGGGAAAAUUCAUACCAAUUAAAUAAAGCUAUAAUCGAGUCUCAUUGUUAAUGUGGCUCUGUGUGUUUAUUCCAUGUUUGGACUAGUCUCCAUUAAUUUCCAGAGCUCAGAACUAUCAGAUUUUGUCAUCAAAUGAAUUGAUCAUCAAAUGAAACAAUGAGUUUCUCCAAUGUUCAAAAACACAAAACCCAAUGGACAGCGUAGCUAGUGUCCUGUCAAUGUUUCUAUGCAGUGCAGAUAUUUUUGAGAUGUUUUUGAGUGCCAUGGUAGAGAGACUGAGGUAUAGAAAAUAUCUAAAAAAUCAAAGAGACACUAGUUGUGUAGUCACAGCAUGUAAAUUUCAUCCAGAAUUUUGAGAUUGGGGUGGUGGAGGGAAGAGUAUGAACAAAUGAAGGGUAACACGGUGCUGAAACUCCCAUUACCCUAUGGCAGGGAUGUCCAACCGGUCGACCACGAUUGACAGGUCGAUCCCCAGAUGAUAGUGCAGGAGGCAGCUAUUUAAGAGUCCUUGCUUGGACUCCGUGAGCUCAAGGCCAGCACUAGUACAGCUGCUCCAGACUUAGCCACCUCACCCUUGGACUCUGAGCUCAUGCCCAGGGCUAUGACACAAUCUUGACCUAGUACAGUCCCCAUUCAUAAACUUUAGUAUUUCAGUUUGGGCAAGUACCAGAAAUGUGAAAGAAACAAGGCUCUCUUGGGUCCUUUAAGAUGUAGAGAGAUCCAUGAGGCAGGCAGGAAAGUUCUUAAAAAAAAGAGAAGCACACUGGCUUCUCCCCCCCCCCCCAAAAAAAUUGCACAUGGACAACAGAAAGCAGCACGCACUAGGAGUUAUGCUGCCGCGGGGGGCAAAGACCUUCGGGGGGGGGGGUGUCUUCAGGUGGGUGUGGUUUUCUCAGAGAUCCCUGACUCUCCCCCACCUCCAGAUCUUUUAUAUUGUGCAAGAGAAUUUCCCCAAAGAGUGGUUUCUGUAACUAAAAAGCAACAAAUUGAACAAAAGGUUGAGCAAAAGUAAUUAUCACAUGAGAGUAUGGCUCUCUGUGCUUGGGACAGCAUUACCACGGAACUUCAUGAAACAUUCCCUUGCUAUUUACAAUUAGAGUUGCUUGUCUCUAACACCAUUACAGAAUUAAGAUAAGAUAAUCUUUAUUGUCAUUGUCCCCCUGCGGGAACAGCGAAAUUACUCGGCAGCUCCAUCCACUCAGAUAAGGCACUCCACAAAAUAAAAUAAGUAAAAAUAAGAUGACUUCAAAGUCCAGACUUUCCAUUUAAGGCCAAAAUUGCUCUAGAGAAGAAACUGUUCUUGAGACAGCUCGUUCUCGCCUUCAUUGUUCUGUAUCUCCAUCCUGAUGGCAGGAGCUCAAAGAAACAGUGACCAGGAUGCGAUGGAUCUCUUGAUUUGUCUAGUGCUUUCCUGUGGCACCUGGUGAUACAGAUUUGGUCUAAGGUGGAGACUGAGCAGCCAAUAAUGCUCUCCGCUGUUUUAAUAAUUCUGCACAACCCUAUCCUAUCCUGGGUAGUACAUCUUCCAUACCACACACAUAAACCAUAAUUGAUAGUACCAGAGGUCUAACGCCUGGAAUGACCUCCUAAUGUACAUGUGGUGUAUAUACCAUAUGGAGAAGCAUUGUGGAGGUUUCAGGUUUCUUGAACAAAAUGAUUUUGAGUGGCUAUUUCGAAUACGUUAUGAAUAUAUGUCUGAGACCUUAUCAACCCAGAUUCCUCAAUCUAUUUCUCAAUGUUCCCUUGUGACCUUUGGGUGCUGCCUUUGCAAAUGCAGCCUCACAUUAUUCUGAGGGUAGCUUUGUGAGGUCUUUGCAUACAUAAUACUUAUGACUGAUACUGCCAGAAAGCUCCACUUGUCCAUGGAUGAUUUUUUUAUAUAUACAGUAUAUUAAAAAAUCUACAUAGGACAUCUAAACUUCCUGAUGUAGCAAUCUGGGGGCUGUGGCUAGUUGAACAGGAACAUCAGGGAACAAAGUGCUUCAUCAGGAUCUCUAAAUACUGUACACAGAAAUACGAGUCCCCGUGGAAAAUGUUCAUGAUUUGCGCUACUCACGUUACUUUCCAUGGGACUGAGGAAACUGCAGAGGAGUUUUCAGAACUAUAUCUCAUGGUAAGAAAACAACUUGAAAAUAGUUGGAUAAAAUGGUUAUUAUACCAUCAAGUAUUGCCCUGAAAGAGCAGAAAAUAGGUUUAUUCCACUGACCACUUGCUCCACUUUUCUUUCACCCUUUGUUUCUGUUUUCGUGAGGCGUUUGGUUGGUUGUGAGGUCUAUACUCGCCACCACCUGGAGAUGGUGGUGGUGAUAGGAGUUUAUUUUAGGCUGCGGCGAAAGAUACAAUCUCAUAAAUGGCAGGUAGGCAGGAACUUAAUAGUACUGAGGCCUCCUGUCACAUGAAAGUUUUUAUAAGCUAAUCGACCAACUGCCUUGCUUAAGGACCAAAGUAGGGCUAUUGUUGUCGUUAUUUACUGAAUUUAUAUCCAGUCCUCCCCUCCCCAAGGAGUCCAGGGAGGCAAACAGAUGUACCAUUAAAAAAAAAAAGCAUUUUAAAACAUAUUAAAGCAUUCUAAAAGCAAUUGAAAACAUUAAUUCAUCCAAUGAUUUUAAAGCAAUAUUCUUCAGCCACCACAUACCUGAGCAGGUUGAUGCUGGCAGAGCCAGGUAGCUAAACCUGGACCUGCUAUGCCGUUUUAGGAGUAAACGGGGCAUGUUGUGAGGAGUGCAAAGCCCUCGCAUUCCCUGCUGCUUUCUCCAUCGCAACUUCUCUCAGCAUCCCUUUCCCCUCAGCCAGGCUCUGAUACCUGGUGUGAGCCUGGCUGCAAAAUAGAUGCCCGGGAAGAGGGACUGCAGGGCAGGUAUGCCACCUUCUCCACAUCUGUGCCCUUUGGUUCUCUAAACUGAACCACCACCGCUACAUGAGACACUUUCUGGAUUUAAAACUUGCAAUCCCAUACAGUGUGUACCUGCCUGUCUAGAUUCUAGAAGAAUUAUGUCCCUUUGGGGGGACAAGAAAGGCCAUUCUGCAUAAUUGACCACCAGUCCACAGGUAGUAUCUAGCCUGCUACAAUUACCUGACUCUAAUUUGUGGUAAAAGAAAGUCAAACAGUGUUGUAGAAGCGUCUGUUUUCUGUGUGGUUUCCUCCCCCGCCCCUUUUUUUUCUGUCACACCAACCAUUUUUCCACUUGCGUCAAAAGGAAAUUGAGCAGCUUGUGGGUUCUCGAGAUUCAGCUCUUCUCAAGAACAUGCAGUCAAACAAGAAGAGCAGCACAAACUCGCCAGCUGUUGGCUUAAGCUGUGCUUCAGGGAAGAAGGGCCAAGAGGAUUCUGCUGCUUGGAUUUUAAUAGCUGUACUUGUGUACAGAACAAGAGGGCAGCCUGCUGCUUGGAAGACGUUGCAGCAAGGAACCGAAACUACUGAAGAGCACUGAAUGCAGAAGAUCUGUUCAGGUGUGUUUAUCUUUGGACACUGUUCAUGAAAGGAAUAGGUCUGGAUUUGUAUUGGUGCACCCCUGUGUAUUGAGAAAUGCGACCCAGUGUUCCGACUCCUAUCCAGAAACUAUUACAGCCAGGGGAACUGGGGUUGGGCUCCACCCUACCAACUGUCCUCAAGGGUCCUGUUUUACAAGAGAGAUUCUUACUUCUUGUCACAUCACCAUCUUGCUGUGAUUUCUGAAGAGCCUGUGGCCGUUUGGUGCUGGGAUAGACAGGUGAGUGGUGCUCACAGUCGCAUCACUGGGAGCAGGAGGAACUGUUCUGGAGCUAGAGACCAUUAGGCUUUGGGGAAAUGGAACCAAGGGUUUGGCAAAUUUUAUGGUGAUAGUAGAAGACUGGUGGGGCAAAGAGGCCACUGUAGGUGAAGAAAUGCUUUGCUGAAGUGCACUUCAUUGUAGGAUUCAGAUAAGUAGGAGAAUAGUGGUGAAAGAGGAGCCUUGAAUGUCCCUGGUACCAUGGUGGAAACCACAGAGGUAUGAUGAGGCUUAGUCUACUAACAAGAAACAGCAAUACAGGUUAACUUUAAGAAAGCUUUUUUAAAUUGUUGGGGCAGAUAGCUGUGUUACUGGCCACCAGGGCUGAGAUCCAGAACUGAUAUUUGUUGCCUGGUCAUACUGAGUAUGGACUUAAACUCUACUCAAAUACUCUUUCUUUUAUCAACAGGUAAUCUGUUUAGCUUCCAAGCUGUGGGUGAGACAUAAGUUUCAAAGAUAGUGGAGCCACCACUUCCAAACAUGAUUAGCCAGUAUAUAUUGUAACCAGGUUAGAAAUGGAUGGUAUCUUAACUCUGCCAUCCUAGCCAUGUGCUCUCAGCAGUACAGUCCAAACUGUUUGCAAAGUACUUACGGCUAAGGCAGCAAAUAAGUUCUGUCUUUUCAAAUGAGUGUGACAUGUCCUCACUUUUGUACUGUGUUUUGUACUGCAGAGAUUCCCCAUCUGUUCACCUCUACUGUAGGUAGUCUUCACUGAAGAGUGUUAAUCACCCGCCUUCUGGGCACCUCAAGGCUGGAUUAAAGUGGUUGGGGGUCCCUACAGCAGUUUCCCAAAUAGGGCCCCCCUUAUCCAAAAAAGGAAUGCACGAAGUAAGGAAAUACAUAGAAUUGUAGAACUGUAGAUUUGGAAGGGAUUCCAAGGGUCACCUAGUUGAGUCUCAUGCUCUACUGACUGAGCUUUCAGAUAAAAACCAACCAAUUUAUUGUUGCAUAAGCUUUCAUGGACUACAAAAACAACACCACAGCACUCUGAGCAAGUGUAGUUUCAUAUUUUAAACUUGCUUCUCAUGGUUUUUGCUCACUUUUGCCCACCAAGAUACAAAAGAAGGCAAGAGAGGGCUCAGUGCUAGCAUCCUAGACAGCCAGUUGUGUUUCCUUUAACCAGGAUGAUGUACCGUACCUUUGUACUAUAAAGAUCCAUUUUUUUUCUUGGUACUGCAGUCUUGCAGAAUAGUACAGCUCCAAGGUUUCAGUACUCCUUAAUCUAGCCUGACUAUAAUACUUUACAGAGGCAUAACUCCUACUUGUUUCCACAGGCCAGGCCAGCUUAUGUCCUCAUGACCCCUCUGGUUUUGAGUCUAUUUCCAAGGUUAACUACUUAUUGCUUGGGCUAUUAAUGUUAACUUUCCUUGCGGACUCAAACCAAUAACCAAACCAAUGAUGAAGCCAGUAAUGUCUUGCAGAGUCAGCAAGGGGCUUUGCGGCUUCUUGCCUAUUUCCCUAACACACUGCAAGGACACUGCAAGCACUUGGCAGAUAACUGAGUUCAGAGCAAAUGAUGGAUAAUGGCUGAUAGAAGAGGUGUCGAGCACAAGGUCCUUUGGAGCAUGUGACUGAGUGGAGCCAAGGACACAGGACUCCAAGCUGGGAACCUAGAUCAGCAUUUAGUUUUAGCAUGUAGAGAAAGCUCUUAUGUCAUCGGUGAGCAACUGAAUGGAAGCUCAACAGGAGGCUGGAUGCAACCUUGAAGUAGAUGCUGACGGCCCUCUUUGUUUUCUCUCUCGUUAAAAGCUCUCUCUCAAUACUGUGCUUUUAGACCACUAUUACUUAAAUCUACCAGCUGACGACAGACUGUGAUGGGAAGUUUGCCCAGCAGGAGGAAGCAGAUUGCUACUCAGCCAAGCCCACAGUCCAACGUGCAGAACAGCCAGGCCCUUGUCCUCAGCCGUGGUGUCAGGCCACAAGGUGAGAGUACCCCUAUAGCAGUUGCUGUGUGUAAUUUCCCUUCUGGUAAUGCAGAGCCAAUACUGUGGAUGGGAGAGCAGCUGAAUUUGCUAUCUGAAGAUGGUGAAUGGUGGAAAGUGGAGUCAGUAACCACGGGCAAAGGCUGCGAUGUUCCCAGCAACCAUGUUGCCAAAAUCUUUCAUGGGUGGCUCUAUGAAGGCAUCAGCCGAUCAAAGGCUGAGGAGCUGUUGCUGCUGCCUUCCAACACUGAAGGUUAUUUUCUGAUCAGAGAGAGCCAAAUGAAGAAAGGUUGCUACUCUUUGUCUAUCAGACACACAAAUCGUGCUUCCUGGGAUUGCGUGAAACACUAUCGCAUUAACUGCAUGGAAAACGGCUGGCUUUACAUCUCCCCUGGCCUCACCUUCUCGAGCUUGCAGGAGCUGGUGGAGUACUAUUCCGCUGCGGAUGGCUUAUGUUGCUGCUUGAAGGAGCCGUGUUUCAUCCAAGGCUCUACAGUGUGGCAGAAGUCUAAUCUUUCCCAACCAAUGGUAGUAAAGAAGCCAGCUCUCAACUGGGAGGAGAUCAGCAGCUCAGACUUGUUGGCAGAAAAUCCGCUAUCAGAAGACUCGCCAAUUAGCUUGGGCCUGAGGGAAGCUGUCACUUCCUACCUGUUAAUGACUGAAGAGCUGCCCUCAGAGGACACAAUCAGUGAAAAGUGAGAAAGAUGCAAAUACACUCAAGGUUACUGUUGGGAAGCAUUUCUGGAAUGUGGAACACAGGACUUCAGUACUGACCUCUCUAUAGUUUUUAUAGUUUAAUUUAGCUACUUAAUAAAUAUAUUCUGCUGGACUUCCAUCAUGUGGAUCCCAUGCAACUACUGACCAAACCCAGACCUGCUCAGCUUCAGCAAAAUGGCAGCCUCAUCUUGGGCUUGAUGGGCUUCAUUUAUGAGGACUACAGUUUAUAUAUAUGUAUUUAUAAUAAUAUUUUUUAAAUAAUAAAGCUUGGCUGUAUAUUUAUGACUACUAUAAGCUCUGCAUUUCAGCAAAGUUCACUUCGCUCAACAUCUGUAAAGGAUAUUUACAUGGCAAAAGAAGAAGAACCACAAGCCACUCAAACAUCAGCAGAUCACCACAACUUUUAAAUCACUCACCUUCAUUGUUCACAAUGGGAAAUAUAUAAAUUUGGUGUUGGCUAUGUAACUAAAUAUUGCUGUGAACACUCCCAUAACACAAGCACUAUGCUACUUUGAGACAGCCAGGUGUCAUUUAAUGGUCACAUAAGCUUUAUUCCAAAUUAUUACAGCAAAAUAAGUUUAUCUGCUGUACAGAUGUUACACUCAUAUCAAUAAGUGCCAAUAAAUUGGAGACAAAUUAUUCCCUGAAAUUAGUCUUGGCACAAAAGCCUUCGUUUCAACUCAGAAUAGUGUAAUAAUUCUUUCUGAAAAAAUUAGCUGGUCAAAAUGUUAACUGAAGUAAUUGUUACUCCUAUGACAAACAUUGGCUAACUGAAAUUUACAUAAUCAAUUCUGCAGCAUAUAAACAUUACAGAUUUAUAUCCAUAAUUAUCAAUUUGUCACUUAACAGGUCUUCAACUCACAAAUGUGCUUUAAUUUUAAAACUUUGGUGGUGUCAAAACAACUGAUAUCAAGGUAAUAAAAAAUCCAACAUUCAGAACACCAUCAAUGAAAAAUAGUCCAUUCUUGUCCAGCUUGAAGUAACUUUUGUCCCAGGUGUUGUCCAACACACAAAAAAAAUCAAUUAUGGAAAUAUGAUCUGCAGGCAAA